Coccidioides posadasii C735 delta SOWgp is the source of this 1727-nucleotide messenger RNA. RefSeq names its product Velvet complex subunit ryp3 (gene RYP3). NCBI's taxonomy places the organism in Eukaryota, Fungi, Ascomycota, Eurotiomycetes, Onygenales, Onygenaceae. The record is from RefSeq and is a predicted model, not a curated record.
CUUAAGCCUUGAGAAUCUCCGUCGCCCAUAUCUCUUGACUUCACUGCCCGUCGUGCCAGCCCCCUGCUUGCUCGUCCCUAUCUCUCUGACCUCUUUCUUGCAACUCUCACUCCCACACUCUCCUCUUUCUCUCUCUCUCUUCCCCCUCUUCCCCUCUCUACCUCCCCUUGUCACCACUUUCUUAAACUCCACCCCGCCCUCGACCAUGUACCCGCUCGAGCAGGACAGGCCUCACGGUACCUUCGACCAGGUCCGCCCCUACGCUCCUCCCGCUCCAUACCCCGGCGCUGGCGCUCCGCCUCCGCCUCCUCCACCUGCCGCCCGCGCCCAGCUCCCUCCCGCCGCCGCUCGCCCUCUGCCUCCCGUGUCCACCGUCUGGAAUGGCCGCAUCUAUAGUCUCGAGGUCGUCCAGCAGCCCAUUCGCGCUCGCAUGUGCGGCUUCGGCGACAAGGAUCGCCGCCCCAUCACCCCUCCGCCGUGCGUCCGUCUGAGAGUCCUGGAUGCAAACACCCACAAGGAGAUCGAUGUCACUGAAAUCGACACGUCCUUCUUUGUCCUCUCCGUAGACCUCUGGAAUGCAGACGGAAACCGCGAGGUCAACCUCGUCAGGCACUCCGCGACCUCUCCCUCCAUCUCCACCGCCAGCCCUUCCUCCUUCCCGCCUCCCGCCCAGAUCCCUCAAUACCCCCCUUACGGCCACCCUUCCUCCAUGUAUGGCCAGCCCGCCGCAUACCCCCAGUACUACGCCGGCCAACCCGCGUACGGCGAACCCAGCAUGCCCUACGCGCCCAACCCGGGCCAGAUGUACUAUCCCGUCGCCCCGGGCUACUACCAGAGCUCUCAGGGCAUGACGCCUCAGUCCGUCCUGCCGCCCCAGCUCGCCCCUACCCAGCCAACCGGCAUGUUCACGCGUAACCUCAUCGGCAGCCUCAGUGCGAGCGCCUUCAAGUUGACAGACCCCGAGAACAAGCUUGGAAUCUGGUUCAUCCUGCAGGACCUAAGCGUCCGCACUGAAGGAGCUUUCAGACUGAAGAUGAACUUCGUGAAUGUGGGCACGGAUCCCGCCGAUCCUUCCAGCGAGUCUUCGGGCCCCAUUUUAAACCAUGGCUCCGCCCCCGUGCUAGCAAGCGUCUUCUCAGAUGUAUUCCAUGUCUUCUCCGCGAAGAAGUUCCCCGGCGUCAUCGAGAGCACUCCACUCAGCAAGUGCUUCGCCAUCCAGGGAAUCAAAAUCCCCAUCCGCAAGGACGGCGUCAAGGGUAGAGGCGCCGCCGCGAUAGCGGCUCUUGCAAAGGAUCGCGACGGCGAAGGAGAAGAGUGGGAUGAGUAGAGAAUGGCGAUGAAGCAAUAAAUCUUGCAUGGAAUGGCGUUGGGGACCGGUGGGCUGAAAAGGUUUCGGUUUUCUUUGUUUCAACCGUCUGUCGAAUGGGUGAUCUGUCAAUUUACGCGCCUGCGGUCUUCUUCUUUUUCUUCUUUUUCUUCUUUUUCUUCUUCUUCUUCUUCUUCUUCUUCUUCUUCUUCUUCUUCUUCUUCUUCUCCUUCUUCUCCUUCUUUCUCUCCUCCUCCUCCUCCUUUUUUGUAAUACUUCUUUUUAAUAUGCUUGCUCUUUUCUUCUGGAAUGCUCGUUUAUAUUGAUACACCCACUGUAUUAUUAGCUACAGCCGCUUUUCCAGGGGUUUCAGGUCCCGUCAUCGAGGACGCAUUGAUAAUGUUAUCUUUUGCUUCCUUUU